AUGUUAUCCCUUCUGUUAACAGCAGCAGCGCUUUUCGCGCUCGCCUCUGCCGCAUCAGUGCCGGCGGAACUGCAGAAUGUGGUCCUUGCCUUCAAUCACGCGCAGAUCGUCCCUGACGUGAUCCCCCGUUUCGCCCCCACUGCGCUGCUGAACGUCGCUUUCCCCGACGCCGCCACAAACGCCAGCACAAACUCGACGGGGGACACCCUCCUCGCAGCACAGAUCCUCCGGCGCCCGACGGUCUCGCUCGCGCCCGCCGGCCCCGCGCUCCAAAACGGCACCUUCCUCCUCGCCAUCAUCGACCCGGACGUGACGCCGACGGACGGCGGCGUCCCCCAGUACCGGCACCUCCUCGCGCCCGGGCUGCAGCUCACCGGCGCGCUCUCCGCGGCCGCCACCGGACGCGCCGUCCCGCUCGCGAACACCUCUGGGGUCUUGACCGAGUACACGCCCCCCUCCGCACCCGGCGGCGCGAGUCCGCACAGGAUCGUGAUGCUGCUGUACGCCCAGCCGGACAACUUCACGAUGCUGGACGCGCGCACGUACGUGAACUCGAGCACGCCCGCGUCCGGCUUCGACAUCGCCACGUUCGCGGCGCGGAUGGGUCUCGGGCCGCCCGUCGCGGGUGCGUUCUUUUACCUCGGCCUGGACCCGCCGGCGUCGACGGCGAGCAACACGGCGAGCGCGACAGUGACGACGACGGGAUCGAACACUGCGGCGAGCGGCUCUGGGACGGCUGCGGCGGGGAGCCAUGCAAACGGGGCGGUGUGCGCGAGGGCGGGGGUGCUGGGGGUGCUGGUGGGGGUUGUAUUGGUUAUGACGGCGUUGGGGCCACUUGGAGUGUAG
Messenger RNA from Epithele typhae, 846 nucleotides. RefSeq names its product phosphatidylethanolamine-binding protein. Lineage: Eukaryota; Fungi; Basidiomycota; Agaricomycetes; Polyporales; Epitheliaceae. The coding region runs from base 1 to 846 and encodes 281 amino acids. The record is from RefSeq and is a predicted model, not a curated record. The transcript has 4 exons.